CCAUCAUUGUCAAUUGAGGAUUCCAGGGAUAAUUUUCGCUGGGACAUACAAAAGCUGGCAGGCGCCAAUAAGACUGCACGGAGGACUAUGGCAUCCAACAGCCUAUUCAGUUCGGUCGCACCAUGUCAGCAGAACUUCUUUUGGGAUCCCAGCACCAGCCGGAGGUUCAGCCCGCCCUCCAGCAGCUUGCAGCCCGGCAAGAUGAGCGACGUGAGCCCGGUGGCCGCCCCGCAGCAACAGCAGCCCCAGCAGCAAGAGGCGGCUGCGGUGCCCAGGCUGCGGGCGCACGAUAACCGCACCAUGGUGGAGAUCAUCGCCGACCACCCGGCGGAGCUAGUCCGCACGGACAGCCCUAACUUCCUGUGCUCAGUGCUGCCCUCUCACUGGCGGUGCAACAAGACCCUACCCGUGGCUUUCAAGGUGGUCGCCCUUGGAGAAGUGCCGGAUGGCUCUGUGGUCACAGUUAUGGCUGGAAAUGAUGAAAACUAUUCGGCAGAACUUAGAAACGCCUCCGCAGUCAUGAAAAACCAAGUGGCGAGGUUCAACGAUCUGAGAUUUGUGGGGAGAAGUGGAAGAGGAAAGAGCUUCACGUUGACUAUAACCGUAUUCACAAACCCACCUCAAGUUGCCACCUACCACAGGGCCAUAAAAGUAACGGUGGAUGGUCCAAGGGAACCUAGGCGGCACAGACAGAAGCUUGAUGACUCUAAACCUAGUUUGUUCACUGAACGCCUCAGUGAUUUAGGGCGAAUUCCUCAUCCCAGUAUGAGAGUGGGGGUCCCAACUCAGAGUCCUCGGCCCUCCCUGAACUCUGCACCAAGUCCUUUUAAUCCACAAGGACAGAGUCAGAUUGCAGACCCCCGGCAGACACAGUCAUCCCCUCCAUGGUCAUACGACCAAUCAUAUCCAUCAUAUUUAAGUCAGAUGACAUCUCCAUCCAUCCAUUCCACAACUCCUUUGUCCUCAACCCGAGGCACAGGGCUUCCAGCUAUCACUGAUGUACCUAGACGGCUCUCAGGUGCCUCUGAGCUUGGUCCAUUUUCAGAUCCACGACAGUUUACAAGUAUUUCUUCUCUAACAGAGAGUCGUUUUUCCAACCCCAGGAUGCACUACCCUGCAACAUUUACAUAUACGCCUCCUGUCACCUCAGGGAUGUCUUUGGGUAUGUCUGCAACCACUCACUAUCAUACCUACCUACCACCCCCUUAUCCAGGAUCCUCCCAGAACCAAACUGGACCAUUCCAAACCAGCAGCACUCCCUACCUAUACUAUGGUACAUCAUCUGGAUCUUACCAGUUCCCUAUGGUUCCAGGUGGCGACCGAUCUCCAUCUAGAAUGCUACCACCAUGCACUACCGCCAACGGCAGCACGUUGCUCAACCCCAAUCUGGGUAACCAGAAUGAAGUAGUGGAUGCGGAUGGGAGCCACAGCAGUUCUCCCACCAUUUUGAAUUCCAGUGGUCGGAUGGAUGAAUCUGUAUGGAGGCCUUAUUGAUUACAUAUAGAUUCCUGUGGCCACAAGAAAUAAUCAUUCCAAUAACAAAGUGCCUUUUUGUAGUCUAUGUAAUUUUUUACAGACUGUUAUAACGAUGUGAUAGGACUUUUAAAGCAGUAACUGUACUGUUUUGUUACAAAGCACACAUGGGCUUUCAGCUCUAUAUUUAUGAUGAACUAUCUCAUUAGAAAGAAGAUUCUCCCUUUUUUAAAUUGAAGCAGUUGGCGCAUAUUUGUCAACCAGGGAAAGUAGGAAUAUAAGACGCAAAAGAUGCCAGCUCCGAGCUGCAGUUGUAAAUCGGCCUUAUGUACUGUGAGCAGCCGGAGCAUGGUUGGUUUCUGAUGACAAAAUAACUGCACAUUUAUCUUACCAAAUACUCUAGAGCCUUAAUGUUAUAGUGUUAUGGUACACAAUCUGGACUGUGCAUGGUGCACACAUCU
Messenger RNA from Bombina bombina (fire-bellied toad), 1934 nucleotides. It is a transcript of the gene RUNX2, whose product is annotated as RUNX family transcription factor 2. Lineage: Eukaryota; Metazoa; Chordata; Amphibia; Anura; Bombinatoridae. Gene Ontology annotation, molecular function: ATP binding; DNA-binding transcription factor activity, RNA polymerase II-specific; RNA polymerase II cis-regulatory region sequence-specific DNA binding. Gene Ontology annotation, cellular component: nucleus. The coding region runs from base 88 to 1494 and encodes 468 amino acids. The record is from RefSeq and is a predicted model, not a curated record. Gene Ontology annotation, biological process: regulation of cell differentiation; hemopoiesis; regulation of transcription by RNA polymerase II. The transcript is spliced from 8 exons.